CAGAGGGGCCCGCCGAGGCGGCGGCGGCGGCGGCAAGAUGGCGGACUUCCUGCCGUCGCGGUCCGUGCUGUCCGUGUGCUUCCCCGGCUGCGUGCUGACGAGCGGCGAGGCCGAGCAGCAGCGCAAGUCCAAGGAGAUCGACAAAUGCCUGUCCCGGGAGAAGACCUACGUGAAGCGGCUCGUGAAGAUCCUGCUGCUGGGUGCGGGCGAGAGCGGCAAGUCCACCUUCCUGAAGCAGAUGCGGAUCAUCCACGGGCAGGACUUCGACCAGCGCGCGCGCGAGGAGUUCCGCCCCACCAUCUACAGCAACGUGAUCAAAGGUAUGAGGGUGCUGGUAGAUGCUCGAGAGAAGCUUCAUAUUCCUUGGGGAGAUAACUCAAACCAACUCCACGGAGACAAGAUGAUGUCAUUUGACACCCGUUCCCCCUUGGUGGCCCAAGGAAUGGUGGAAACUCGAGUUUUUUUACAGUAUCUUCCUGCUAUACGAGCAUUAUGGGCAGACAGCGGCAUACAGAAUGCCUAUGACCGACGUCGAGAAUUUCAACUGGGUGAAUCUGUAAAAUAUUUCCUGGAUAACUUGGAUAAACUUGGAGAACCAGAUUACAUUCCAUCACAACAAGAUAUUCUUCUUGCCAGAAGACCCACCAAAGGCAUUCAUGAGUACGACUUUGAAAUUAAAAAUGUUCCUUUUAAAAUGGUUGAUGUAGGUGGUCAGAGAUCAGAAAGAAAACGUUGGUUUGAAUGCUUCGACAGUGUGACGUCAAUACUUUUCCUUGUUUCUUCAAGUGAGUUUGACCAAGUGCUCAUGGAAGACCGACUGACCAAUCGCCUUACAGAAUCUCUGAACAUUUUUGAAACAAUCGUCAAUAACCGGGUUUUCAGCAAUGUCUCCAUAAUCCUCUUCUUAAACAAGACAGACUUGCUUGAGGAGAAAGUGCAAAUUGUGAGCAUCAAAGACUAUUUCUUAGAAUUUGAAGGGGAUCCCCACUGCUUAAGAGACGUCCAAAAAUUCCUGGUGGAAUGUUUCCGUAACAAACGCCGGGACCAGCAGCAGAAGCCCUUGUACCACCACUUCACCACUGCUAUUAACACGGAGAACAUCCGCCUCGUGUUCCGUGACGUGAAGGAUACUAUUCUUCAUGACAACCUCAAGCAGCUUAUGCUACAGUGACGUACAAAAGACUUGCUGUUUCAAUACCUUUUUGUCUCUGAUUGUUUUCUGUUUUGUUUUGUUUUUUUAAAAUAGUUUACAACAGGAAUUAGAAAAAUCUCGAUUCUGUGUUUAAUUCUUGGAAAUCUUAGUCCUUCUUCUGUGGACUUGGGUUUGUGGCUGAAAAGCUGCUGAAUAACUUUCGUCGCCAGGAUCUGCUGCAGUUCAGGCUCCAGUCUGUGUCACUAGGCUUCCCUUAGAGUGGAGUGGUGAUUCCCUGCCAGCCGCCCCGACGUACAGUUCAGGCUCCAGUCUGUGUCACUAGGCUUCCCUUAGAGUGGAGUGGUGAUUCCCUGCCAACCGCCCCGACGUACAGUUCAGGCUUUAAAUUCUCCCACUUUUCAAACUGAAAUCUCCGGUAGUGCCAAGUACAGAAUGUGUCCUCAUAUAUGUAGGUAUGAGGUUAAGAAUGUUCAGUUCUAAAGUAAGAUACCUUCUGUCUGCCUGACACACAGCAGCAACACUUGUGUCUCGCUUUAUGGUGACCUGUGUUGAAAUGGAAAACGUUUUGAUCUUAGGAAUGACAUUCUAUUGAUUUACAGAUUUAGCCUUCAUGUACUUUUCAUUACUUAACAUUCACAAGUUAUUUUGUUUUUCAGUUUCUGUGGUUUCUAAAGGUAAUGUUUUUAGUGUUUUAAAGUUUACAUAAGGAUUUCUGGUUUGAUGCUAAUGAAAGUUCACAAAUGGUACGGGGGUUGGGGGGGCGAGAGGCAGGCCAGUGCCAUACAUAGUGUUUGAUCCAAGUUACGAGUGAAAUAUACAUGAUUUACCCUUUUCACAUUUAAAUAUCAUGCGAUAAAAGUGCCAGGUGUGAAACACACUGGCCAUAGCAGUAACUAAAAAUUGCAAGCAACUAGAUAACAGAACUUUCUAAAUAAACAUACCCUUUCCAGAAUGUUACGUGUUUUACUCUCAGGCUUUUAAAUCCUGUCUCUCAUGAUUUGGGGCCUUACUGUAGGAAGCCCUUUUGUACCAUUACAAACAUCUUUUUUUUUUUUUUUUUUGCUCUCUUGUCUGUUCCCAUCAACUCAGGUGGUGGCAUUUAUGGGAUUUAUUUUGGUCAUUCGGAGCUUGCUGUAUUUUCAUGUCAACUAUCCGAGGAGGUAUUAUUUCAGAUUCCUACUUAUUCUUGGUAUGUAGCUGAAAAAGCACAGUCUGUGCAUGUUUGUGUCAUUGUUUAUGAAAUUCCAGCUUUAUUGAGGUACAUUUGGAAUGUUUUAAGGAUAUUCCUAAGAAUAAGAGGUCAUUGUUUUUUAAUUAACACCAAAAUACGAUUGCAUUUGACCUCCCUCCAUCACUCACCAAAUGAAAACACCCAUGUGGUAGCUUUGUGAUUGCAAAUACAUUCACAGCGACCUCUUUGGAGUGGCUGGUGUGCAGUCCUGAAAAUACUGGCUUGCUGGCUCAGUGCAGUGUUGGAACUGGGUUAGAGACAGAUGGGCAAGGCUGGGCACAACUUGGCAAGUCUGACCAUUUUUCUUUUGAAAAUUGUUAUUAAGACUGUGAUAUCUGUCACUUUACUGUGUAGCUGACUGGGUUCUCAGGUAUUUUCUUGGCUAGGAAAUUCUUGAAAGGUGGGUCAACAUUAUGGGUCACCCACCAUUUUCAAGACAAUGGCUCUUGGUCUGUAUGGCUAUCUAGUGUGCGAGUAGGGCUCUUCAGUGAGCUAACCAAGAUUGUUUCUGACUUUUCUUGCCUUUGAAGUUCCAUCCACCAUCAUGAUAUCCGUAGUCACUUCCAGUAUUUGAAUGCCUCGGUGACUGAUACAUGACCUCCAGACCUGUCACCCACGUGAUCAUGCAAUUGUCCACGCAUGUCCAAACAGUCCUACAUCUAGUGUUUCUUGCCAAAAAGAGUACUUUGUUUAAAUUCACAGAGUUGGAGUAAUUCCAGUGCCACUGAACAUGUCAAUACGUGCACAGUGACAUUUGGACUUUUUGGUAGAGUCUAUAUGUAAAUUUAGCAGAUAGUUUUAUGGAAUGGCCAAACCAUUAACUCCAGCGAAGGCUGAAGUAAGUUCCCUGUAUGAAGAGGAAACAGUCUGUUUACAUUAUAUUUAAGAUGUGUGAUGUGAACCAUAAAUAUUGCCUGACAAAGCAGAAAUCACCAGUUUCUCCGUGUUGACUACCACCAAGAAAUGUUGAAACACCAAAUAGAUACAGUACUAUUUGGGGCAUUUGUGAUUUCCUUCCCUGGUGUGGGGUGUCUCAGAGCCAACAUUCUUUCAUAGUAAAAUCUGAAAUAUACUUUGAGGUAGUGAAUUACUUUCAUUUACUGACAGGCUUGUUUAGACACUCAGUAGAGCUAUAAAGUUCAAUCUGAAUGCUUUAGUCCAUACUUUUUAUAUACUGUAUGUUUAAAUCAUAUGAAGGAGUCAUUAUACCUAAAUCAUGCAAACCAGGUCCUUUUCAAAUACCAGUAUAUGAAGAUGGAAGUGAUGUUUAGUGAACAAAAUUGAAAGGGUGCUCAUAGUUUUUACUUUGCCAAUUGCCCCUUAAUCUCUCAAAAAAGUGAUUUAAAUGGAAAGUUCUUUUGUGUGUGAGAUUUUCUCUAAGACUACCACGUUAUUAUUUGAAAUAAGAUGUACCUAGUUCUUUUACAUUCUGUCCUUAAAUCUGAAUGUCUUCUUGUUUAAUUCUUUAAAAAUGUCACAAAGUGUCUUCAUUGUCCUUGAAAAUAUUUGUAGUAUACAGAGUUGCCUUAUAAAUUAAAGAACACCACAGAUUUGGGCCUUGAUUUUUAUAUAGGAAAAAGGUUUUGUCAGAUGUUUUCUGAAGAUCCAAAUAAUUCAAGGCGUGCCUCUGCCACUUAAAUAUUAUUUUUAAUAACCUGAAUUGUUGCUUUCUGCCAAAUACUGUAUUAAGUUUAAAUCUUCAUUUCCGUCUCAUUAUCUAGAAAAGGCACUUGAUGGCUAGAGAGCAGCCACAACCCAAGAAGGCAGUGUGGGGGGAAAGGUCAUUUGUUUGGUUUUGUUUUCUUCAGAGUUUCAUUGGCAUGUCUUUUUACAAAGUGAGGGUCCUCUGGUGAAUCUCGUGAGGUGGUUCAGGGAAAGCAGUGGUUGGUUUAAAGUAGAAGGAAAUAAGAUUACCUUAAUACCAAAAAUGACUAGAAGUAUUCAUUUAGAUUUGACAGAAAUCGUAUGUCCUAUCAUUUUUUGUAAGAAGGAAUGAGUAAAUCUUCCAGUGUAUACCCAAAUACUUUUAUUUAUGCUUUUGGUAAAAUGUAUUUUCAGCAUUAGUACACAUAUCCAGUUAUGCCUUAUUUAGAUGAAGAAUCAAGUUACCAAGUUAUGUUCUGAAACUCAAAUCACUGUUUGAGAAGCCCUCAAAUUGGUGCUUUCAUUAUAUAAUGAUACAUUUAGACAAAACCCCAAACCAAGCCAUUUGAAACAAGAUUCUCUCCAUUGCAAUCUGUAGCAAUGUUAUUUCUGUAUAUGUAAUGGGAAGGCUAAAUAUCAGUGUUAACUCAGUUUCUUGUUUGAAUACAUGAAAUCAUGCCUGUAAAAUUCAGUCAAGUAUUUGUAACAAACUCCCUAAUAAAUGUAGAGAAAGUUA
This is a messenger RNA of Molossus molossus (Pallas's mastiff bat), 4764 nucleotides long. It is a transcript of the gene GNA13, whose product is annotated as G protein subunit alpha 13. The record is from RefSeq and is a predicted model, not a curated record. Lineage: Eukaryota; Metazoa; Chordata; Mammalia; Chiroptera; Molossidae. Gene Ontology annotation, biological process: Rho protein signal transduction; adenylate cyclase-activating G protein-coupled receptor signaling pathway. The coding region runs from base 38 to 1171 and encodes 377 amino acids. Gene Ontology annotation, molecular function: GTPase activity; guanyl nucleotide binding; G-protein beta/gamma-subunit complex binding. Gene Ontology annotation, cellular component: heterotrimeric G-protein complex; brush border membrane. The transcript is spliced from 4 exons.